Messenger RNA from Suillus clintonianus, 1785 nucleotides. RefSeq lists its product as uncharacterized. The record is from RefSeq and is a predicted model, not a curated record. Lineage: Eukaryota; Fungi; Basidiomycota; Agaricomycetes; Boletales; Suillaceae. The transcript is spliced from 16 exons. Gene Ontology annotation, cellular component: proteasome regulatory particle, lid subcomplex. Gene Ontology annotation, molecular function: structural molecule activity. Bases 1 to 1785 code for a protein of 594 amino acids. Gene Ontology annotation, biological process: ubiquitin-dependent protein catabolic process.
AUGAUUAUUGUUGAACAACUCACUGACGAUGUGCGCACAUGUCAAGCAGGGUGGGAGGGAGAGCUAGACGGUGGGGAUCGGGGAGGAAGUGAAGCGCACAGGAGGCCAUCUCCACGCCUACUUCAAAGCCUCCGUACACUACAACUAGAAGCAACAGUGAAAGACGACCUACUUACAUCAGUGGUAUGUGGUCCUGCUGCAAAACGGCACUUUGAGAACAUGGGUUACACGGAGGAGGACCUUAAGCCGUUCACUAGGGCACGCGUUCCCAGAAUUCUCGAGUCCAUCCUCAAUCGGCUGAGAAUGUUGCCUGUGGGAUGGAAAGGCGAGGGAAACGAGCUCUUGUUGGCAGAUGGUGAAUCGCAAGCCCGCGAGGCAGGAAUAGCCCACGACGUUCAACAGCGUUCAGCUCAAACAUCGAUCCAAGUCAUUCAACCCAAGCGGGCGGCAGAGCAUCAACGAGGGAGCGUAGUGGAGGGGGUUUCGGUGACAAGCCACGGCUGUCACGCACUAGAUGUUUUUGAUACUAGUGACCAAACGCAUUCCGUGGUUACAUAUGAUGGACUAUCGGGGUGUGGAGUGUAUGUGGGGAAGCCAAUAGGAAGGGAAGGGAUUUUGACACGCGGGGUGCAGGUCCAGAAUAUUCGAAGAGAUCUAGAGGGUCAAGUUUAUACUGAAGAUGAACUUGAAGCACUUUCCAAAUCAAUAAUACCGAUCAUCGACCUCCUCAAGUCACUGGGCUGCAGAUCUUGUGUCGCAUGCAGAGGAGCUUUAGAAAGAGACCACAACAGAGAUGCCAGUGGCUUAGCGCGAGUCGUUACGCUCUCGAGACCACUCAUGUCUUCAACCGCCAAGGCAAAGACCACCAAGCUCAUCCGCACGCUUCUUAACCACUUCGACUCCAUCCCUAAACUCAAUUUGAUGCAACUUCAAGCACUGCAGUACAAGCUAGCCUUAGCGCGGAUCGACGCACUCUUGACAGAACCUCCAGUCCGGCAUGCCGAGGACAAGGAUUACACUACCACAUACUCAUACUCAUACUUUUAUGAAACUUUCGAGAACAUAUCAUCGCAGGAUGACCCAGCAGCGCUGAACACCCUCAAGUACAUACUUUUGUGCAAGGUCAUGUUUGAAUAUGCCCGAAGAUGUAACAUCACUCCUCUCCAUCAAGCUCGCGGGAUCGAGAAUAUGCAUGCCAUAGCGCUUGCACAUCAGAACCGGAACCUGGCGGAUUUCGAGAAUGUCCUUCGGGACUUCAAACACGCCAAACAGGUCGGGCAAGGACGGCAGGACGUUGAGGCCAAGCUAUCGCAGAUGAUCUUGGACAAGGUGUUCCACGGCGUGCUAGAUCAGGGAGGAGGGUGCCUAAUCGUAUUCGAUGAUCUAGAAGCAGAUGUGGGUUUUUUCUGCCACUCAUCUUUCAGAACACGUAGUAUGGAGCAGCAAUCGGGACUCUGGAGCAGUCCAGAGGUAUUGUUAGAAGAGAUCAUCAUGUAUUUGAAUACCUGCCGCGAUGGGAUAACCACCGGUGCUGGGGAUCAAGAUCCAUGUUCGUGUGCGCAUUAUCAAGAGCAGCCAGCUAUACUUGCAGUUCCACGUCUCGGAGUAUUUUCGGUGGACGACUCUGCUACUUGGGUGGACGACCAGGGAGCGAGGCGUCUGCUUCAGAAACAGGCAGAUGACGUGGAAGGAAUGUGGCUGAUAUACAGCGUCAAGGAAGAGCCGCAGCAGCUGCGAAGACGAAGACAAAAGCUAAACCUAGACUUGGUGCAACGUAGAAGUUAG